This is a messenger RNA of Varanus komodoensis (Komodo dragon), 6408 nucleotides long. RefSeq names its product THO complex 2 (gene THOC2). The record is from RefSeq and is a predicted model, not a curated record. Gene Ontology annotation, cellular component: THO complex part of transcription export complex. The transcript is spliced from 34 exons. Bases 60 to 4427 code for a protein of 1455 amino acids. Gene Ontology annotation, biological process: mRNA export from nucleus; mRNA processing. Gene Ontology annotation, molecular function: mRNA binding. Lineage: Eukaryota; Metazoa; Chordata; Lepidosauria; Squamata; Varanidae.
CCUCUGACCUCGGGCCUGUCGCUCGCGCAUCCGGGCCCUCUCAGCGCCACACGGGGAAGAUGGCGGCAGCGGCGGCGCUCCCGGCCGAGUGGAUAAAGAACUGGGAGAAAUCCGGCAAGAGCGAGUUCUUGCAAUUAUGUCGUACUCUCUCUGAAAAUACAACUUUCAGAGGUAUCCAGCAAGCCCUGUAUGAGCUUGCAUAUCAUGUUGUCAAGGGCAACUUAAAGCACGAUCAAGCAUCAAAUGUUCUCAAUGAUAUUAUAGAACUUCGGGAUGAUAUGCCCUCUAUCCUAGCUGAUGUCUUCUGCAUAUUAGAUAUUGAAACGAGUUGCUUAGAAGAAAAAAGCAAGAGGGAUCAGUUUAUGCAAUUGGUGUUAGCAUGUUUGUACUUGGUUUCAGAUACUAUACUAAAAGAACGACUGGAUCCAGAAACUCUAGAAUCAUUAGGGCUCAUCAAGCAGUCUCAACAGUUUAAUCAGAAAUCUGUGAAAAUUAAGACAAAACUUUUCUAUAAGCAGCAGAAGUUCAAUUUAUUACGAGAAGAGAAUGAAGGUUAUGCAAAACUGAUUGCCGAGCUGGGACAAGAUUUAUCUGGAAAUAUCACUAGUGACCUAAUCCUAGAAAAUAUCAAAUCUUUAAUAGGAUGUUUUAACUUGGAUCCUAACAGGGUAUUGGACAUUAUCUUAGAGGUCUAUGAAUGUAGGCCAGAAUAUGAUGAGUUCUUUGUACCACUGAUAGAAUCCUACAUGUAUAUGUGUGAGCCUCAAACACUUUGCCAUAUCCUUGGGUUCAAAUUUAAGUUCUAUCAGGAGCCAAAUGGAGAGACACCUGUUUCUUUAUACAGAGUUGCAGCAGUACUUUUGCAACAUAAUCUAAUUGAUUUAGAAGAUCUUUACGUACAUCUCCUUCCAUCAGACAAUGCUAUCCUUGAAGAACACAAACGAGAGAUUGGAGAAGCUAAGCAAAUUGUGAGGAAGCUUACAAUGGUUGUAUUGUCUUCGGAAAAGACGGAAGAGAAAGAGAAAGAAAAGGAGAAAGAAGAAGAGAAAACAGAAAAGCCACCUGAUAACCAGAAACUUGGUUUAUUAGAAGGAAUGUUAAAAAUCGGGGAUUGGCAGCAUGCACAAAGCAUUAUGGAUCAGAUGCCUCCAUUUUAUGCCACUUCACACAAACCUAUUGCUGUUGCUCUUUGUCAGCUUCUUCAUGUGAUGAUUGAACCUCUCUACCGAAGGGUUGGAGUACCUAAAGGUGCCAAAGGGACACCAGUUCCUCCUCUGCAAAACAAGAGAGCACCCAAGCAAGUAGAAAGGUUUGAAGAUUUAAGAAAGGAAGUCUUCAACAUGUUGUGUUACCUUGGCCCACAUCUCUCCCAUGACCCCAUAUUAUUUGCAAAAGUGGUGCGUCUUGGGAAAGCUUUCAUGAAAGAGUACCAAUCGGAUGGAAGCAAACAAGAGGAUAAAGAGAAAAUGGAAUUAUUAUUCAGUUGUUUGCUGAGUAUUACCGACCAGGUUUUACUUCCUUCUCUUUCUUUGAUGGACUGUAAUGCUUGCAUGUCUGAAGAAUUGUGGGGGAUGUUCAAAACGUUUCCUUACCAGCACCGGUAUCGCCUCUAUGGACAGUGGAAGAAUGAAACGUACAAUAGUCAUCCCCUGCUAGUGAAAGUUAAAGCUCAGACCAUUGACAGAGCCAAAUAUAUAAUGAAGCGCUUAACCAAGGAAAAUGUAAAGCCUUCUGGAAGACAAAUUGGGAAACUGAGCCACAGCAAUCCAACCAUUUUAUUUGACUAUAUUCUGUCUCAAAUACAGAAGUAUGGUAAUUUAAUAACUCCAGUUGUAGACUCAUUGAAAUACCUCACUUCACUGAACUAUGAUGUCUUGGCGUAUUGCAUAAUUGAAGCACUGGCUAAUCCUGAGAAGGAGAGGAUGAAACACGAUGACACUACAAUCUCUAGUUGGCUUCAAAGCUUAGCUAGUUUCUGUGGUGCUGUUUUUCGAAAAUAUCCUAUAGAACUUGCUGGUCUACUGCAAUAUGUGGCAAACCAGCUAAAAGCUGGGAAAAGCUUUGACCUGCUUAUUUUGAAAGAGGUGGUACAAAAAAUGGCUGGAAUAGAAAUCACUGAAGAAAUGACAAUGGAACAGCUGGAAGCCAUGACUGGAGGAGAGCAGCUGAAAGCAGAGGGUGGAUAUUUUGGCCAGAUCAGAAACACUAAAAAAUCUUCUCAGAGAUUAAAAGAUGCACUUUUGGACCAUGAUCUUGCCCUUCCACUGUGCCUUCUCAUGGCUCAACAGCGAAACGGUGUCAUUUUUCAAGAAGGAGGGGAGAAGCAUUUGAAGCUGGUGGGAAAGCUCUACGAUCAGUGCCAUGAUACCUUGGUACAAUUCGGUGGAUUUUUAGCAUCCAACUUAAGCACAGAGGAUUAUAUUAAGCGAGUGCCUUCCAUUGACGUUCUCUGUAAUGAGUUUCACACUCCUCAUGAUGCUGCAUUUUUCCUCUCGAGACCUAUGUAUGCCCACCAUAUUUCAUCAAAAUAUGAUGAACUGAAAAAAGCAGAGAAGGGAAACAAGCAGCAGCAAAAAGUUCACAAAUACAUUACAUCGUGUGAACAUGUGAUGGCUCCUGUUCACGAUGCGGUGAUCUCCUUGCACCUCCCAAAGGUCUGGGAUGAUAUCAGUCCUCAGUUCUAUGCUACAUUCUGGUCACUGACAAUGUAUGACCUUGCGGUACCCCGUAGCAGCUAUGAACGGGAAGUCAAUAAACUGAAAGUUCAGAUGAAAGCUAUUGAUGACAAUCAGGAAAUGCCUCCAAAUAAAAAGAAAAAAGAGAAAGAGCGCUGUACAGCCCUUCAGGAUAAGCUUCUUGAAGAGGAAAAAAAGCAGUCGGAACAUGUGCAAAGGGUGCUGCAAAGGCUGAAGCUGGAAAAGGAUAAUUGGCUUCUUGCAAAAUCUACAAAAAAUGAGACCAUAACAAAAUUUCUGCAGUUGUGUAUAUUUCCCCGGUGUAUUUUUUCUGCCAUUGAUGCUGUUUACUGUGCCUGCUUUGUGGAAUUGGUGCAUCAACAGAAAACACCAAACUUUUCCACGCUUCUUUGCUAUGACAGAGUAUUCUCUGACAUAAUCUAUACAGUAGCAAGCUGUACUGAAAAUGAAGCUAGUCGAUACGGCAGGUUUCUGUGUUGUAUGCUAAAUACUGUAACUCAGUGGCAUAGUGAUAAAGUCACAUAUGAAAAGGAAUGUGGCAACUACCCCGGCUUCCUUACUAUAUUACGGGCAACCGGUUUUGAUGGUGGGAACAAAGCUGACCAGUUAGAUUAUGAAAAUUUUCGGCAUGUGGUACACAAGUGGCAUUAUAAAUUAACUAAGGCAUCUGUACACUGCCUCGAAACGGGUGAAUACACGCACAUCAGAAAUAUUCUGAUUGUACUGACCAAAAUCCUGCCAUGGUAUCCCAAAGUUGUGAACCUGGGCCAGGCCUUGGAAAGAAGAGUCCUUAAAAUCUGCCAAGAAGAGAAAGAGAAGAGACCUGAUCUAUAUGCUUUAGCGAUGGGCUAUUCGGGACAGUUGAAAAAUAGAAAACAUUGCAUGGUCCCUGAAAAUGAUUUCCACCACAAGGACCCACCCACCAGGAAUGCAGUCCCUGCAGCAGUGCAGAAUGGGCCGGGUGGGGCUGGGCUGCCUCCUUCGCUCACCAUGAAUGCAGCUAAACUGGAAGAAAGCACUGCUGAGGAGACCGAUAAAUUAAAGGAGAAAUCUCAGGGUGCUGUUAAAGUGAUUAAUAAAACUGCCAAUGCAACACCAAAGGUGACUACAAGCAAUGGAAACAACGCUUCUAACAGCAAAGUUAUAAAAGAAAAAGAAGAAAAAGAUAAAUGUGGGAAGGAAAAAGAGAAAGACAAAAAAGAGAAGACACCAGCUGCCACUCCUGAGGCCAAAGCACUUGGAAAGGAUGGGAAAGAUAAACCAAAGGAAGAGCGGGCAAACAAAGAAGAUAAACCAAGAGAUACCAAGGAGAAGACACCUAAGUCUGACAAAGAGAAGGAAAAAACCAAGAGAGAAGAGAAAUCAUCUAAGGAUGAAAAAUCCAAGAUUAUUGUGACCAACGCAGAGUCAAAGUCCAUUGCAGAAAAGGAGAAAGAAAAGGAACCAUCCAGAGAGAGAGAUGUAACCAAGGAUAUGAAAUCCAAGGAAAACAUUAGAGGAGGAGGCGGAGAGAAGACACCAGUUGCUGGGUCCUUGAAGUCACCUGUUCCCCGAUCAGAAACAUCAGAUUCUGAAAGGGAACAGAAACGCCGCAAAGUUGAUACACAUUCUUCUCCAUCACAUUCCUCAACAGUAAAGGACAACAUCAGUGAACUCAAGGACUCUUCAGCAAAGGAAUGCAGCAUUUAUUCCUUUGUGCAAGCAAGCACUCCAUCCACAUGCACCAACUGAAAUGGCUGCGCAGUCUUCAAGGGAGGCCCAUCACAGGGCGGGUUUACAGCAGUCCAGAGUCUUCACAGAGACACAGUUCUGAAUUAGAAAGCUAGGAUUGCUGGUGGUCUAGCCUAAAAUGGUGGACAGAGCUGGCUGAUCCAGGAGCACCUAAAAGCCGAGCAUACUGAACUUGGUGAUAACCUUCUGCUCAUCAAGAGUACUAGUGGGGCCCCACCUGUGUCCACUUCAUAACUACAGCUAAACUCUGGGAAAAUGCCAAGACAACAGGGGAUCUGGAUCUACUAGAAAGGAGUUAGGCAUCAUCAUUAUGCUGAGAGCAUUGAACUCCAAAUUAUCUCAUCAUGCAGCUUCAGAUUUACAUACUGAAAUGAUUUGUGAAGUUUGCUGCUACAAGAUGUGGCAAGAGCUUCUGGCUUAGAGGACUGAAAGGAGUUAGCUUCCUGGAGGAGGAUAGACCUGUCAGUUGCUGUUCAGUCCCGAUGGCUACAUGGACACUUCAUGCUCAGAGGCAACGUGCCACUGAAGGCCAGUUGCUGGGGAGCAGCAGCAGCAGGAGAGGUCUACUGCGUUGAAUCCUGCCUGUAGGCCUCCCAGAAGCAUCUAACCAGCCCCUGGGGGAAGCAUGAUGCUAGACCUUUGGUCUGAUCCGGCAGGGCCGCUCUCAAAUUCCCAAAAGCGUGGGGCAUGAAUGCACUGAUUUCUCAAUCGUGAUGAGGUAAUGCUGGGGCCACAUUCAUGGUUUCAUUGGGCGAGGACAAAAGCAGUUUGGGCUGGUGAUGAGGGAAGGGGUUUACAGGGGUUUUAAAGUAUGUUCAAGAAUAAAUAGCAGAAAUACUGUAAUUGGUUGUAUAUCUUCCUAAAGAAUACUCAUAUUUCUAGAAAAUGGUGGGAGUGACAAUGUACUCUCUGGGCAACUUCCGUGUGGAAGGGUACUUUGAAUAAGGGGAAGAACAAGUUGAGGAAAAUGUAACAGCCAGACUGAACAGAUGUGGAAGAUCCUUAACAAGACUGCUUAGUUAGUUUAUUUUAAUUAAAUGCAUUUGCAAGGAGGAUGGAUUUGGACUGCCUUGUUUCUAAUUUCAGUUCUCCUUCCUUUGAAGCUGUUAUUACCCCUCCAGUGCAAAACAUGCUGGUACCUGGGCAAUAGGGUAACUGCCCCUUUGGGUGUGUCUGUAUACACCCUUCCCUAGCACUGUUGUGAUCCUGAUGGAAUUUGUCUGCUCAUACCCCUGUGACUGCUGCUGUCUUCUUUUAAAAAAAAGACAAGCCUGAUCACAGUUUUUCCACAUAAUGUAAACUUUGGCUUUAGUUAACUCUCACACUGUGACUUGAGAUUUUGUCCCUUCCCUCUAUUAAAAACAAUGUAAAAGUAAUUUUAAAUAAAGAACUAAUUAAUAGGCAAUGAUAAGGUCCAUCAUGAUCUUCUAUUCACUCAAAAAGAUCUUCACUAUUUUUUUUAAAUUGCAAAACAAAAGUGUAUAUUUUACUGAAAAACUAUUGAAGAUUAUUACAUAAGCUAUAGGGUUCUUUAUCAUUAAACCCUAGCUAUUUUGAAUAACUGCUAGUAAUGAAGUGAAAUGACAGUGUUCUGUUCCUUUUUGAAAGGAACGUUACAAUUUUUUUGUAAAAAGCAUAUAAAAUCUGAGCUGUUGGUUGUUUAAAUUACAAUAAACUUAUGAUCUGUUUAAAGACCACAAGUCAAAAUUAGGUUGGCUGAACUCUAUAUUGGGAGCAUAUUUGCAUACCAGUUUUGUCUGUCAUCUUUGGGAUCUUACUGAAAAUCAGGAUGCCUUUAUAAAACAUCUUCAGCACCUUCUAUUUUGAGAUGUCAAAAGUUUUCAAAUUUGUAUGCAAGGAAUAGCUGAGGGAACCUCAGACCUGUAGAAAUAAAAUCUAAGGAUUUGGGGGCAAGAGACAAUUAUUUUAAUGAACCACCCCUUAGAGAGAUGCAUUGAUCUUUGGUAAUGUUGCCUUAAUU